Penicilliopsis zonata CBS 506.65 is the source of this 1760-nucleotide messenger RNA. RefSeq lists its product as hypothetical. Gene Ontology annotation, cellular component: fungal-type vacuole membrane. Gene Ontology annotation, biological process: basic amino acid transmembrane export from vacuole. The transcript is spliced from 5 exons. Bases 400 to 1386 code for a protein of 328 amino acids. Lineage: Eukaryota; Fungi; Ascomycota; Eurotiomycetes; Eurotiales; Aspergillaceae. The record is from RefSeq and is a predicted model, not a curated record.
ACUUAUUGAACUUAAAUUUCUUCUUCUUCUUCUUCCCUGGAAUCGGUUUCCGUGGGUUAUUAUGUACUCCGUACACUCAUUCGACGUUGUCACUCUCUUAGUCAGACAAGCUUAUCGCUCAGAUUCGCUCUUGGACGGCGUCACUCUCCAGGCGGGGGAUCCACUCGAAGCUCUCUCCGUCGUAUGAUUCUAUAUUGGAAAAGUGUCUUCAUCAAGGUCCCCCUGACAUACGUGGGACUAUAUCUCUGUUGUUUCUGCACCCCCGGGUAGUCUGGAUGCGGUUGAUGGUAAUAGACUACACACCUUUCGACUGUCUUAUCUUUAGCAUCCCCAAUCGCAUCGAGUUUUGUUGAAUCCGCGGGUGGUGGAUUGAUUUGUCUUUGCGCCUCUACAGACAGAAUGGCACUCUCAUGGGCUGUGGGUGCCAUGAGUACAACGACAAUGGAGUCGGUACCGUUAACGUCUCGUGAAGCUGCGUCUGGGAUCCUUGGCUCGGUGUCCCUGACGUGCUGGAUUUUCUUGCUGGUUCCCCAGCUCAUUGAGAACUACCGCAAUGGAAACGCAGAAGCCAUAUCACUGCUGUUUCUCGCCGUGUGGUUUAUCGGCGAUAUCACCAACCUCAUCGGAGGCCUCUGGGCUGGGCUUGUCCCCGUUAUCGUGGCCAUUGCCGUCUACUUCUGCAUUGCCGACGGAGUACUCAUCACCCAAUGCCUCUACUACAAAGCCCGCAACGAGCGCCGGGCAGCCCGCCAUCACCGACGCCAUUCCUCCGCCGAGGUGCCCGACCCUCUUACUCCGCUCCUCGGCCGGCGGUUUAGCGAUAACCUGGGCUUGCCGGGCUCGCGGCGUCGGUCGUCUGCGUCGUUGCCGGGCGGGUACUCCCGCCGCAGUAGCGAGGCCGAGAUUGCGCUGGCCAAAAUCGUGGAGGAGAAUGAAUCCGGCUGGAGUGCCUGGCUGAAGAAUACCGCCAGCGUGCUGGCGAUCCUUGUCAUUGGAACGGCCGGGUGGGCUGUCGCGUGGCAGUCGGGCGUCUGGUCUCCUACCCCGCAAGACCAUAACGGCGGCGUCGAUAUGGCUACAGGCGCACAGAUUCUGGGGUACGCAAGUGCGGUUUGCUACUUGGGCGCUCGACUCCCCCAAAUAUAUAAAAACUACUGUGACAAGUCCUGCGAAGGAUUGUCUCUUCUGUUUUUCAUUCUCUCCCUGCUUGGCAACCUCACCUACGGUGCAGGGAUUCUCUGCCACUCCACGGAACAGGGCUACGUUAUGACCAAUCUUCCCUGGCUGAUUGGAUCACUGGGAACAAUGGUCGAAGACAUCACUAUCUUCGUACAGUUCCGUCUGUACGCUGCCCAAAGCCCCCAACUGACGGGCGCAGUUGUAUGAUGCGAUCCCUGAAGGAGUAUUCCAUCUACAUAUCGCCGGAACUAGCACAUUCUUUUCUUUCUUUCUUUCUUUUUUUUCGAUCAUCUAUUUUGUUUGGUGGAUAUACUUGACUUUGUUUGAAGUAUAUAUAGCCUGCGUUUUCUUCUCGUCUGCAUAUAGCAAAAGUGAGCGUCGUUGGGACCCAAAAAAGUUAGGGACAAGGAGGACGGACAUAGGGUUGGAAAAAGUCGUGGGUUUUUAUUUGCUGGCAAGGGAAUGGAUUUGGCGUUGGAAUUGUAUGAUUAUUUACUCCUGUAUCAUAGCCACUGUGUGUGUUUUUUUAUUCCAAUCACAUAUUCAGUCAGACAGAAUUGAUGGUAUACUCACUUUAUGCA